CUCCGUCCCUUUACGUAAUGACGUCAGUCCCUACGUCUCCGACGAGCCGAAAAUGGCGGAGUACCUGGCAUCCAUUUUCGGUACAGAGAAAGACAAGGUCAAUUGUUCCUUUUAUUUUAAAAUUGGCGCUUGCAGACAUGGAGACCGCUGCUCGAGAUUGCACAACAAACCAACGUUCAGCCAGACCAUCUUGAUUCAGAACAUCUACCGUAAUCCCCAGAACAGUGCACAGACGGCCGACGCUUCUCGCUGUGCCGUCAGCGAUGUGGAAAUGCAGGAGCACUACGACGAGUUCUUUGAGGAGGUGUUCACAGAGAUGGAGGAGAAGUACGGAGAGGUGGAGGAGAUGAACGUGUGCGAUAACUUGGGCGACCACCUGGUCGGCAACGUUUAUGUUAAGUUUCGUCGUGAGGAGGACGCAGAGAAAGCCGUCAUGGACCUGAACAAUCGGUGGUUCAACGCCCAACCCAUCCACGCAGAGCUCUCCCCCGUCACUGACUUCAGGGAAGCCUGCUGCCGCCAGUAUGAAAUGGGAGAGUGCACCCGAGGGGGCUUCUGCAACUUCAUGCACCUGAAACCCAUAUCGCGGGAACUUCGAAGGGAGCUGUACGGCCGCCGCAGGAAAGGGGGAAGGCCGCGCUCUCAGUCGCGUUCCCGUGAGCGCCGCUCCCGCUCCAGGGACCGACGGCGGGACCGCGAGAGGCCGAGAAGGUCGCGGGACCGAGAGCGCUCCGGAAGAUUCUGAAAGAAGCCAAGACCGACCCAAUGUCCUACCAAAUCUUUCCCCCUUAACCCCAGCAGUGAUGACAAAGUUAUUUUUCUUUUUUUGGUGAAUUGUUGGAAGUGUUUUACUUUUAUUCCCUUUUUUUAAGACAAGCUUGUGUCGCUUUCUCAAUAAAACAGAUUUGUAAUUCUGCACUGGCA
Messenger RNA from Etheostoma cragini (Arkansas darter), 924 nucleotides. RefSeq names its product splicing factor U2AF 35 kDa subunit-like. Gene Ontology annotation, cellular component: U2AF complex; spliceosomal complex. NCBI's taxonomy places the organism in Eukaryota, Metazoa, Chordata, Actinopteri, Perciformes, Percidae. Gene Ontology annotation, biological process: mRNA splicing, via spliceosome. The record is from RefSeq and is a predicted model, not a curated record. The transcript has 8 exons. Bases 53 to 745 code for a protein of 230 amino acids. Gene Ontology annotation, molecular function: pre-mRNA 3'-splice site binding; metal ion binding.